Molecule: messenger RNA, 2618 nt
Organism: Anneissia japonica
Lineage: Eukaryota; Metazoa; Echinodermata; Crinoidea; Comatulida; Comatulidae
Product: polyribonucleotide nucleotidyltransferase 1, mitochondrial-like
Exons: 24
Coding region: 5-2368 (787 amino acids)
Biological process (GO): mitochondrial RNA 3'-end processing; mitochondrial mRNA catabolic process
Cellular component (GO): cytosol; mitochondrion
Molecular function (GO): 3'-5'-RNA exonuclease activity; polyribonucleotide nucleotidyltransferase activity; RNA binding
Source: RefSeq, a predicted model, not a curated record
CAAGAUGGCUGCGUCCAUCAUAACGAAAGGUGCUCUCGGAUGCUCCUUGCUUUUACGGCAAAACAAUGUUUUUAGGUUGUCUAGAGGAGGAUCGUGUAACAACUGCAAAAAUGUGAGGAAUUUGGUUAAACGUUAUUAUUAUGUUACAUCAUGGGAGGUUGCAGGAGAUACUAUCGAGACAGAGGCUAAAGUCGGCGACAGAACAAUUAAAAUAUCAUCUGGAAGACUUGCAAGGUUCGCAGAUGGGAGUGCCGUCGUUCGGAUUGGUGAUACAUCUGUUUUAGUUACAGCAGUCAGUAAAACCAAACCAAUGCAGUCUGGGUUUGUGCCUUUAACAGUGGACUACAGGGAAAAAGCGGCUGCUGCUGGGAGAAUUCCUACAAACCAUCUACGGAGAGAAAUGGGUCAGACCGACAGUGAGAUUCUGACAAGUAGGUUAAUAGAUCGAUGCAUUAGACCACUUUUUCCAAAAGGAUAUUCUUAUGAUACACAGAUAAUUUGCAAUAUUCUAGCUGUUGAUGGUUUUUAUGAUCCGGAUGUUAUCAGUAUUAAUGCUGCUUCAGCGGCCAUUUCUAUGUCUGAUAUACCCUGGAAUGGCCCCAUUGCAGCCGUCAGGGUUGGAAGAGUUGACGAGGAGUUCAUUUUGAAUCCCACACGUCAGGAACUGAAAAAAAGCGAUCUGAACAUGGUAGUUGCUGGCUCCAAAAAGAGUAAUGUUGUUAUGAUUGAGGCAAGUGCAGAAAAUAUGUUACAGAGUGACUUUUUGAAAGGUAUUCGCUUAGGGGUAAGAGGAUGUCAACCAAUUAUUCAGGCCAUCGAGAACCUUGCUCAUAAUCAAGGAAAGGAAAAGAGGACGAUAGAAACAGUAACACUACCGUCUUCGGAACUUACAGCAAAAAUGAGAGAGCUGGCUAAAGACAGGAUUUAUAAUGUCUUUUCAAAUGAAUCUCAUGAUAAGUUUUCAAGAGACAAUGCUUUGAGUUUAGUUCGAGAUGAGUUAGUCAAGGAAGUUGCAGAUAUUUUUCCAGAUGAAGAAAGUUAUUUGAUUACAGAAUCAUUUUAUUCAGUAGCUAAGGAGACAUUUAGAAACUUAGUGCUAGAUGAAGAUAGAAGAUGUGAUGGAAGAGAUUUAGAUGAAUUGCGCAAUAUAUGUUGUGAGAUUGAUUUAUAUAAACCAUUGCACGGCUCAGCCCUUUUUCAACGUGGACAGACACAGGUUCUGUGUACAGUAACAUUUGAUUCAAUAGAGUCAGCAUUAAGGACUAAUUCCGUGUCUGAUACCACAGAUGGGAUCAAGGAUAAAAAUUUUAUGUUGCAUUACGAGUUUCCACCAUAUGCCACCAAUGAAACAGGAAAGGUGAAAUCUGGCACUAGAAGGGAGCUGGGGCAUGGAAAUCUGGCAGAGAAAGCCCUCAAGCCCCUAGUGCCAGGUGACUUCCCAUUCACCAUCCGUCUCACCUCAGAAGUCCUGGAAUCAAAUGGAUCUUCAUCAAUGGCAUCAGUUUGUGGAGGGACAUUGGCCCUGAUGGAUGCAGGUGUACCAAUAUCAAAUUCUGUUGCUGGCGUUGCAAUUGGUUUGAUGACAAGGUUGAAGGAAGAAACCAAUGAAAUUGAGGAAUACAAGAUACUGACUGAUAUUCUGGGCAUUGAAGACUUCAUGGGUGAUAUGGAUUUCAAAUUAGCUGGAACAAAGAAAGGGAUUACAGCAUUACAGGCGGAUUUUAAGCUACCGAUUCCAAUGAAACUGAUUGCUGAGGCAGUUCAAGAAGGAACUCAGGCGAAGGCUGCUAUCAUCAAUAUCAUGAACGAUGUGAUCAGUAAACCUCGAAGUAACAGGAAGGAUAAUAGUCCAGUCACGGAAUCUUUGGAGGUACCCAUAGCAAGGAGAUCCCAUUUUGUAGGACCAGGUGGAUACAAUCUAAAGAAGCUGCGAGCAGAAACUGGCAUCACUAUUACGCAGAUUGAUGAACAUAACUUCCAAAUUUUUGCACCCACCCCUGUUGCAAUGGAUGAAGCCAAAGAGAAAAUUGAGAAACUUUUAGUGGAUGAUAGAGAACCAAACCUGGAGUUUGGUGGUGUUUACACCGCAACUAUUGCUGAAAUUAGGGAAAGUGGUAUAAUGGUAAAACUGUAUCCAACCAUGAGCCCAGCGCUGUUGCACAUUUCACAAUUGGAUCAGAGAAAGGUAAGUCAUCCAAGUGCAUUGGGAUUGGAAGUUGGUCAAGAGAUUCAUGUAAAGUACUUUGGUCGUGAUCCAGUCAGCGGCAGGAUGCGUCUGUCCCGUAAAGUCCUCAUGGCACCAGCAUCCUCCGUCAUUAAGAGUCUAGGAAAGAACCAAUCAUCAACAACUAACGAAUCUGGAGCAUGAAAAUGUAGUUGAAAGCUUCAAGUGUUUAAUCAAUAAACUGAUACAGAGUACUGUAGCCAUGCAGCACAAGAAAAUCUAAUGGGCUUUAGUACCUGAUGAUUCUAUUUCUGCUUUGAAGGAAAGCCUCAGUGGUUAUGCAGUGGCGGCUCUAGGAUAUAUUUUCUGGGGGGGCUAAGUUGUCCAACAGGGGGGACUUGAGCUCGUAGGCUCGAGCUGGAGGAAGGGGUUGAGAGGGGGUUCCUCCUCCGAA